Messenger RNA from Dioscorea cayenensis subsp. rotundata (Guinea yam), 1663 nucleotides. Its product is annotated as phospholipid:diacylglycerol acyltransferase 1-like. The record is from RefSeq and is a predicted model, not a curated record. NCBI's taxonomy places the organism in Eukaryota, Viridiplantae, Streptophyta, Magnoliopsida, Dioscoreales, Dioscoreaceae. Gene Ontology annotation, biological process: lipid metabolic process. Gene Ontology annotation, cellular component: cytoplasm. The transcript is spliced from 5 exons. The coding region runs from base 94 to 1626 and encodes 510 amino acids.
UCGUCCUCUUCUACCGCUACUACGCCCCCGCCCCCGCGCUCGCCCCUGCGCUGAGAACUAGGGUUUCAUCCAGAUCCUCCUGCGUCUCCGACGAUGCCCAUUCUCCGUCGCCGCCGGCCAGCACACCCGCCGCCUCAGAUCGAUGGUCCGUCCACCUCUUCCGCCGCACCUGACGAUAAGGAGAAGCCAUCGUUGCCGAUAGCGAGGAAGCCGCGGUGGAACUGCUUGGAUAGCUGCUGCUGGAUCAUAGGUUGCGUUUGCUCGCUUUGGUGGAUUCUUCUCUUCCUCUACAACGCGAUGCCGGCGUCGUUCCCGCAGUAUGUGACUGAGGCCAUUACCGGACCGCUGCCGGAUCCGCCGGGGGUUAAGCUUCGUAAGGAGGGGCUGUCUGCGCUUCAUCCGGUGGUGUUCGUUCCCGGGAUUGUCACUGGGGGGCUUGAGCUUUGGGAGGGGCAUCAGUGUGCUGAUGGGUUGUUUCGGAAGAGACUCUGGGGCGGCACCUUUGGAGAAGUCUAUAAAAGACCUUUAUGCUGGGUUGAGCACAUGUCACUGGACAAUGAAACUGGACUUGAUCCUCCAGGUGUAAGGGUUAGGCCAGUUACUGGAUUGGUGGCGGCAGAUUAUUUUGCCCCUGGGUAUUUUGUCUGGGCAGUAUUGAUUGCUAAUUUGGCACGCAUCGGAUAUGAAGAAAAAACCAUGUAUAUGGCAGCAUAUGAUUGGAGGCUUUCUUUUCAGAACACUGAGGUCCGAGAUCAAACUCUGAGCAGAAUAAAAAGCAAUAUAGAACUGAUGGUGGAAACAAAUGGUGGGAAGAAGGUUGUUGUGAUUCCCCAUUCGAUGGGAGUCUUGUACUUUCUGCAUUUUAUGAAAUGGGUGGAGGCACCUGCUCCAAUGGGUGGUGGGGGUGGUUCAGAUUGGUGUCAAAAGCAUAUAAAAGCAGUGAUGAAUAUUGGUGGUCCUUUCUUGGGGGUCCCCAAGGCAGUUACUGGACUCUUCUCUGCUGAGGCCAAAGAUGUUGCUGUCGCCAGAGCCAUUGCGCCUGGUGUUUUAGAUUCUGAUUUUCUUGGCUUACAAACUUUGCGACAUGUUAUGCGGAUGACUCGUACAUGGGAUUCAACUAUGUCCAUGAUUCCCAAAGGUGGUGAUACUAUUUGGGGUGGUUUAGACUGGUCACCAGAAGAAUGCUACAGCUGUAUUAGUAAAAGGAAAAGAAGUAAUGAUUCUAUUGUUUCUCAAGAUGUCAAGGUAGAGAAUGCAAAUCAUCAACCAAAUAUUACCAAUUAUGGGAGAAUAAUAUCUUUUGGAAAAGAUGUGGCAGAGGCCCCAUCAGCACAGAUUGAAAUGAUAGAUUUCCGGGAUGCAGUGAAAGGUAACAACCUUGCCCAUUCAAAUGGUUCUUGUGGUGAUGUUUGGACAGAGUACCAUGAGGUGGGAUGGGGUGGAGUCCAGGCAGUUUCUGAUUACAAAGCAUACACCGCUGGUUCCAUUUUGGAUUUGCUUCGUUUUGUUGCUCCAAAGAUGAUGCAGCGUGGAAGUGCUCAUUUUUCAUAUGGUAUUGCUGAUAAUUUGGAUGACCCAAAGUACAAGCAUUACAAGUAUUGGUCAAACCCUUUGGAAACCAAGUGAGUGUUUUUUUAUUUAUUGUAUGGUUUGUUUCCUAGUC